This is a messenger RNA of Helobdella robusta, 3129 nucleotides long. RefSeq lists its product as hypothetical. The coding region runs from base 1 to 3129 and encodes 1042 amino acids. The record is from RefSeq and is a predicted model, not a curated record. The transcript is spliced from 18 exons. NCBI's taxonomy places the organism in Eukaryota, Metazoa, Annelida, Clitellata, Rhynchobdellida, Glossiphoniidae. Gene Ontology annotation, biological process: negative regulation of cell population proliferation.
AUGGAUCUACCAAGCGACAAUAACUUGCAUUUGAAUCGUAAUUAUCCGGCAGUUUCGAAAUCUCAAGAUGUUUCGCACGUUCUCAAUAGAAUUUUUAAGAAAUAUUACAACACUAGUUCGUUGCAGGUGUGCAACGAAACGGUAAAAAAUUUAAUCAAAAGUUCGAAGAAUGAAAACAAUCCCCAUUCCGAAUUCGUGCAAAAAUUGGAAAAGAUAAAAAUAUCUCACGAGAUGCGUUUAAAAGAAAUUGAAACAGUCGAGAAGCACAUAUUGAAAUCGCAAGCAGAAUGCUUAUUGCUGGAAGAUGAAAUGACAGAAAAUUUGAAACGCCAAUCUAUCUACACUGAUGAUAUUUUCAUCUCGCCUGGUCAGUUCCCAAGUUCACAGGGCAUGGUAGCUCCGGGCCUUCAUUGCAAGUUCAUGGUCAAAUUUUGCCCGGAUUCACUUUGCGAAUAUGAGGAUAGCUUGAUUGUAGAAGUCGACGAGGGGUGCCAAUUUAAUGUACCCCUCAAGGGUGCCAGGAAGUACCCUGUUCUUGAAAUUCCAGAGUACGUAGACGCGGGUGACUGCCUACUUUCGAGCGUCAAGUUCCACUACUUCAAAAUCGCAAACCUGGGUGGUUUUGGCAGUUUCUGCAUCCUCAACGAAGAAGAAUGGGCCACUGUCAAGUUCAAGAACCUAAUAAGACAAGGGUCCGUGAAAUUAGGAAACGUCUUCGAAGUUAGCCCCAUCUAUUUUGAACUUUACCCUCAGCAAUGGAUCGAUGUUGAGGUGAUGUUCAAUCCAAUUGAAGAGAUGGUGUACUCUGGGACCAUUGUUAUUGUCUGCGAUAACUGCCAUGUUAAAAGGUUGCAAAUAUUAGGUAGUGGCAAGAAGGCGAAGGUAGAGAUACUAAAAAUUGAGGAUGUUCAUGGAGUCACCUGUGACAGUGGCGGCGACGCUGCUUCUGACGAUGAUGAAGCUACUACUGCUGCUGCUGCUGCUUUUGAGGGCGGUAGUGGUGGUGGUAAUAGUAAUGAUCCGUUUUAUUCAUUCAUCAAGUUUCCAUCCGUCAAUCCGUUUACGAAGAUCAGUAGGAUAUUAGCAGUUCGCAAUUGCGUUGACGUCGAUAUAGCAUACGAAUGGAUAAGAGCCUAUCCAAAUUUGAAGACAAUAAACGCUGACGAUGUGAUCGCCGAAGAUGAUAUUUUAAAUAGUAACGUAAAAAUUAGUGAAGAUGGCGUCGAUGAAGAGCCAAGCGACAACAACAACACCAGCAAAAACAGCAACAACAAAACAACAACAAAGCAAGCCGCAGUGCAUGCAACGAUCGAUUCCUUACGAAAAUCUCCGUUUGCAGUUGAACCUGCUCACGGCGUCAUACCGGCCUGCGGGGAAAUUAAAUUCUAUGUCUCGUUUUGUCCCGUUGAGCAUCACAAAAGUUUCGGUUCGUUACAAAUGGUUUUGAAGUAUUACAUCAACGCGGCCCACAACAUUAACAACAACAACACCAACAACAACAACAACAAUAAUAAUAAUAAUAAUAAUAACAAUAACAAUUAUAAUAGUCAUAACAACAACAACAACAACAUCGUUAGCAACAAACUUAGUAGCAUGUCUUACGGUUACACUCCGUUGUUGAUAGAAGUCCCAGUUCUUUAUUUAGACCUCGAGGGUAAAACCGUGCCCUAUCAAUUUUAUCUUCACCCCUCCGUUCUUAUCGUACCCUCGCCUCUAUUGGUUGACCUUGAGCAUUGCAGAAAUGUCAAGUUGAUUAACAAAAGCGUAUCGCCGAUACAAUUCAAAUGGAGAAGUUGUACGUGCCUGUACAAGAUACGUGUUGUACCAGAAUCUGGAGAAAUCGCCGCCUGCGGUGAGCUUACGCUAGACGUUAUCAUGACGUCAGCCAGUGCAAUCAGCAUAGACGAGUGCGUCUUUUGCGAGAUUAACAACAACAACAACAACAAUUAUAACAACAACAACAUAAACAACAACGACAACAACGCAACAACCAAUCAUGAAGGAUUUUUGUUGGUUCUCAAGGUCAUUGCUAAAUUCAAGACGCCCGUACUAGAUCUGGACAACCUUGACAUUGACCUCGGCCUGAUCAGGUUAGGCUGUGACGUCAGCAGGGAUGUGCAGAUUUCGAACCCCUCACCAAUUCACGUCAGCUGGUUCAUAAGAAGCUCUGAUCUAUCGGCCAAUAUCGAUGAUUUGACUUUUACACCAAAAGCUGAAGGCCAAUUGAGGCCGUUUGAAAAGUUCAAGGUUAAAGUUCAUUACAGUCCCAAGAUCACUGGAGUUUUUGUUUUUUACAUGCAGUUGUCUGUUUACAAUGGGCAGACUAAUUACUUCACAAUAAGAGCCAACGUCCAACAGCCAAUCCUAUGUCUUGAAAAGAGUCACGUGAAUUUAAAUGACGUCACCGUGAAUAGAUCGGUGGUCGCGUGUGUCACUUUGACCAACCAAUCAGCGUUGAGUACUGCUUACCAGUGGUUGAAGAUUGAAGGUGAAAGAAUAAAUGAAUGCCAAGUGUUGGUCGAACCAGGCGAAGGAAUGAUAUCAGGCCACCAGUCGACUAAAAUUAAGAUAAACGUUACUGCAUUUAAAGAGGGUUUAUUCAAGGACCUGGUGAUCCCAUGCAAGAAUACUGAUACGGACAAACUGAUAUUUUUGUCCUUGACAUUCAGUGGUCAGUUUCUAAAGGUCAAGUAUAGCAUCAGAGUACUGGACGAUUUGUCGUUGAAGACCUUCAUAACAAUUGCUUUAUACAAUCUUUUAAGAGAAACCGAUAACGUUAACAACAUCAACAACGACAACAACGACAACAACAAAGAUAAUAAUAAUAAUAACUUGCAAUUGGACCUGGGAAUCAACCAAACGGGUGAGACGGUGAAAAGAUUUCUCCAGGUCAGCAAUCAUCAUGGCGAGAGACUUGUAUUCAAUUUCAAUUUCGUCAAUUUCAACUCGACUCUAAAUGACGUCACGGUCGCUAAUAAUAGAAAUAAUAAUAGCGAUAACAACAAAAAUAACAAUAAUAAUAAUAACAACAACAAUAACAACAAUAAUGAUGAUAAUAGUAAUAAAAAUGAGGGAAAGAAGGGGAAAAUAAGAAAGAAUGACAAAAAGUAUGCCUUGUGUAUACAAUAA